Messenger RNA from Ananas comosus (pineapple), 1243 nucleotides. Its product is annotated as adenylate kinase 4-like. Gene Ontology annotation, biological process: nucleobase-containing compound metabolic process. The record is from RefSeq and is a predicted model, not a curated record. Gene Ontology annotation, molecular function: ATP binding; AMP kinase activity. Bases 28 to 963 code for a protein of 311 amino acids. Gene Ontology annotation, cellular component: cytoplasm; mitochondrion. The transcript has 6 exons. Lineage: Eukaryota; Viridiplantae; Streptophyta; Magnoliopsida; Poales; Bromeliaceae.
GGAGCCCUUCAAAAACCUAAUAAUUAAAUGCUCUACUGGUCCUCGGGGCGGCAACGGGCGAAAGCCGUACGAGAAAUCCUAAGCGAGCCCGUCUCUCUCUCUCUCUCUCUCUCUCUCUCUCUCUGUCACCUCACCUACACCCAUUUUCCUUUCUAUUUUUUUCUAGCCAAGGUGUGUGUAGAGAGAGAGAGAGAGAGAGAGAGAGAGAGAGAGGAGGAAAAUGGCGAAUCUCGAGGACGUGCCGACGCCGGAUCUGAUGACGGAGCUGCUCCGCCGCAUGAAGUGCGCCUCCAAGCCCGACAAGCGCCUCAUCCUCAUCGGUACCCUAAUCACUUCACCCGUCCGCCGGGAUCUGGAAAAGGAACUCAAUCGCCUAUUAUUAAGGACGAAUACUGCUUGUGCCAUUUGGCCACUGGUGAUAUGUUGAGAGCUGCUGUUGCUGCUAAGACCCCUCUUGGAAUUAAAGUGAAAGAGGCUAUGGACAAGGGAGAGCUUGUCUCUGAUGAUUUGGUUGUUGGAAUUAUUGAUGAAGCAAUGAAAAAGCCGUCCUGUCAAAAGGGUUUCAUUCUUGAUGGAUUUCCUCGGACUGUUGUUCAAGCACAAAAGCUUGACGAGAUGUUGGCCAAGCAGGGCAGCAAAAUUGACAAGGUUCUCAACUUUGCAAUCGACGAUGCUAUAUUGGAAGAAAGAAUUACUGGCCGCUGGAUUCAUCCCCCUAGCGGAAGGACCUACCAUUCCAAGUUUGCACCUCCAAAGGUUUCAGGAAUUGACGAUGUCUCUGGAGAGCCAUUGAUUCAAAGAAAAGAUGACACAGCUGAAGUCCUCAAGUCAAGGCUUGAAGCUUUCCACAGGCAAACUGAACCUGUCAUUGACUACUACUCUAAGAAGGGAUUAGUGGUGCAGCUUCCUGCUGAGAAACCCCCCAAAGAAGUCACCACCGAAGUUGAGAAGGCUCUUUCCUGAGAUGCAGUUAACCAUUGUUGACUAUGACCAUGAUCUAUCAAAAACCCCACUUGGGUUCAUCUGUUGUCAAAUUUGAUAAAACUAUUUGCUAGGGUUUAUACCCCAUAGAUUUUUUUUUUUUCCCCCUAAAUCACUUUAAACCUUUUUUGAUCGGCUUUGCUGACUAUGAGAGCUUUUCUACCGAAUCUAGCGUCAAAUAAAGUUUUUGUUUCCUGUCAAACAUGCACUCUGUUCUGAAACCUGUGACACUGCAAUGAAUUGCUACAUUUGGCAAGGUUUA